Colias croceus (clouded yellow) is the source of this 2332-nucleotide messenger RNA. Its product is annotated as luciferin 4-monooxygenase-like. Bases 278 to 1927 code for a protein of 549 amino acids. Gene Ontology annotation, biological process: fatty-acyl-CoA biosynthetic process; long-chain fatty acid metabolic process. Lineage: Eukaryota; Metazoa; Arthropoda; Insecta; Lepidoptera; Pieridae. Gene Ontology annotation, molecular function: long-chain fatty acid-CoA ligase activity. The transcript has 11 exons. The record is from RefSeq and is a predicted model, not a curated record.
CCUUCGAUAUUAUUCUAAAUAAAUCCUAACCGUAGUUUAUAAAAUUACACUCGUACUUAUAAAUGCGGAACGAUCGUUAUUCGCUACAACCACAUAUUAACUCAGAAUAGUUUGAACCUUGGGACAAAUUACAUGAAUCGAAAAUUUAACUUUUAAUCCCGUUGAAAGUGAAAUUUAUCGAAACAUCGGUAUUUUAGUUAAAAUUUAUAAAAAUAAGCUUAUAUUUAAGUUUAGGCUUCCGAAGAUUAUUGUGUGUAUAAACCCCAUAGUUAUCAAAAUGGUAUCAAAACUUUCAAAUGACUCGGUGCUUUGGUUCAUGAACGAUCUAACUUCCCGAAUUGUAGCCGAAUCGGGGAUUCCUAGUGACCGCUACCAUCUUGGUAAAAUUAUAUUGCAGAGUUUAAAAGACUACCCGGAUGCUAUUCUGCAGAUAAAUGGAGCAACUGGAGAUUCAGAAACAAACGGUUCAGUUUUAAACAGAACUAUCCUAUGUGCGACCUGCUUGCGAAACUUUGGCCUAGAAAUCGGUGAUGUGAUUGUUCUUAUGGCCCCAAGUGAUUUAGAUCUGGCUAUACCAUUCUAUGCUGCUUUAUUUAUUGGAGUCACUGUAGCACCCGUGGACAGAACAUUGAGUGUUAGAGAGUUGAAAGCAACAUUCGCAGUAUCUGAACCGAAAAUAGUAUUCUGUCUCAGUGAGAAAGCAACAGAGGUCCAACUGGCACUCAAUGAAAUAGAUUCAAGUGCUCAAAUCGUGACAUUCGACACUGGCGACUAUUUGUGCAACUUUGAGGAGUUCCUACAGAAAUAUGGAGAUGAUACAUCACCGUUCGGAAGUUUUAAGGCUACAGACUUCGAUGCAGAAGACACGGGAGCUUUACUGCUAGCAACAAGCGGCACCACUGGAGUACCGAAAGCAGCUGAGGCUACUCAUAAAAACUUCACUACUAGCAUCCCAUAUCUUUGGUCCAGAUCAACUACGUUCCCAGGUCCUACUCGUAUGGCGUUAAUUGGUUCCCCAAUUCAAUGGUUGACAGCUGUGAUGCACUUCCUUGCUUCUCCUAUUUUGAAGUACACUAGACUGCAAUCAUCUUUGCCCUUAACACAGGAGCAUGCGUAUUAUCUUAUAAACACUUACAAGCCCUCUUUCACAGUAAUGAGUCCAACGUUUAUGACAACACUGAUGAGUCCCGACAAACGUGAUGAAUGUGAUUUCACAUGUUUUGAUCUCAUUAUGUUGGGUGGCAGUGCUGUACCACCAGAACUUAUUGAAACAAUUAAAGACGUUUCACCAAGUACUGAAGUUUUCAAUGCUUAUGGAAUGAGCGAGCUGACAGGUUUAGCUUUCCAUAGCGACUAUCCCCCGCCUGGAUCUUCAGGAAAACCCAUGGGCUGCUUUCAAUAUCGGAUUGUAGACAUUGAUACACAAGAAAAUAUCGAAGAACCAAAUGUACCAGGCGAGCUUUGGCUUAAAGGUCCAGCAAUUUUCAAGGGUUAUUAUAAGAAUGAAGAAGCGACUGCAGAGACGUUUGUCGAUGGUUGGUUCAAAACUGGCGACAUGUUUUACCGAGAUGAAAAUUAUAAUUUCUUCUUUUGUGAAAGGAUAAAGUUACUUUUAAAAUAUAAAAGCUAUCAGAUAUCACCAGUGGAAGUAGAAAGCGUCAUACGACAACAUCCAGGGGUUCUAGACGUAGCAGUUACAGGUAUACCCGAUCCGGAAUGUGGUGAUCUGCCCGUAGCAUGUGUGGUCCUUCGAGCUGGAUAUGAUGUCAGCGCGGACGAUAUAAAGGAGUUAGUGCAAGGAACAUUGUCUGAUUCAAAACAGUUAAAAGGUGGUGUAGUAUUUCUAAAUGAAAUACCCAUGACUGCCUCGACGAAAGUCCAUAGAAGAAAACUGAAGGAAAUCGUGAUGGUUGCUGAAAGAUACUAAUGAAAUCUAUUCUUUAAAGAGAUUCUAACUUUAAACAAGCACAGUUACUCAAAUUUCUUAUAAUGUACCAAUUACCAUUGCUUGCUUAGAACACUCGAAUAUUAUAUUAAGUGUGCAUGAGAAUAACGAAAAAAAUUCGAAUCUAUUGUUAUAAAAUAUGUGUCGUCAAUAAUAUUGUAAUUAUAACGAGCCAUUACAUGCGAAUUGCAAUUGGAACAUUAGAACACAGCUAGGAGUUAGUUCCUUUAAAGAUCUAAUAAAUUUUAAUAUUUAGCUAAACUAGAGCGUUAUCAACCUUUACAUUUAAUCACUCAUUGUUUUCAAAAUGAAUCAUUAAUGCUUCUGUUUAUGAUUGUUUAUUGCAUUUCAAAUGUAUCUUAUCUUGUAGUGUUGUAGUUUAUAGUA